AAGAAUCAGAGUCAGUCAGGACAGUCCUAUCAGUCUGAUACAACACAACAUGCAAGUGCAUUCAACUUGUGUGUGGUCCGAAUCACAGCAGUUGAAUUAGAAAAGCUGUCCACAGCAAGUGAAGACCGUGCACAGCAAGCCAGCACUAAUCCAACAAGAGGGUGAAAGACUCCAAAUUGAAAAGUUUGUUCAAGACCGCAUAUGGACAGGACAAUCUAAGAUAUAGAGAGCAAGAUCAAUAGAGAAAGCGAUCGCUUUGAAGAGGAGUCGACAACAUGACAGCUGCGACAGAGCAACUGGACGAGCUCUGCUAUCUCACAGCUCAGUCUCUCACCACACUGAAGACGUCAGAGCACUUUAAGCUUAUCAAGCUGCUGGGACAGGGGUCAUAUGGAAAAGUCAUGCUGGCUGUCCACAAAAAAAUAGGGACGCCCAUGGCACUGAAGUUCUUCCCCCGGCAGGACACGUCCCUCCAGGCGUUCCUGCGCGAAUACAACCUCUCGCUCUCCUUCUGCACGCAUCCCUCUCUCAACCGAGCCCUCGGGAUCUUCUACUCCACUCCCUCCUACUACGUCUUCGCGCAACAGGCCGGUCUCCAUGGUGACCUGUACGAUGUCAUUGUGUCAAAGGAUGGUAUAAGUGAGGAGUGCUCUCAGAGAGUGAUAUCUCAGCUGAGUGGGGCUGUGUCCCACCUCCACUCUCUUGGCUUUGUCCACCGCGACAUUAAGCCUGAGAACAUCUUCCUCUGCGACGCCGCGUGCCGCUGGGUCAAACUGGGCGACUUUGGCCUGGUGAGGGCUCAGGGCACGGAGGUCCGCGCCGUCUGGUACGAGUCACCCUUCUGCGUGCCUGAGGUAGCCGCGGCCAAAAGGAAGAAGCUUGAAAGCAGGACAAAGAAGGAAGCGGAUGAGGAGGAGGAAGAGGAGGAGGAAGAGGAGGAUAUUUGGAUAUCCGUAGAGCCCAGUUUGGAUAACUGGGCCCUGGGAAUUCUGGUGUUUUGCCUGCUGACCAGCUGCUUCCCCUGGGAGGAGAGCACCACAGAUGACUCGUCCUUCCGCGCGUACAAGAAGUGGUUCGACCACAUGUCCGACAGCGAGGAGGACGCCAACUGCUAUGACCAAAUCGCUCCGUACUUUUCCACCUUCAGCCCGCUAGCUCUGUCCCUCUUCAGGCAGCUGCUGAACCCAGAGCCCUCGCUCAGGGCCGGGGCCGACGAGAUCCCAGGCUACCUGGGGGGCUCCUGGCUCCUAGAGACUGAGAAGGAGGAGAGGAGGAAGGCAGAGGAGGCCGAGAGGGAGGCCAGGAAAGUGUCAGACGGAGGAAUCACAAGGGAGAAAGAAAGGGAGGGGAGAGGAGAAAGAUAAAUGGUUUACCCUUUAUAGUGUUAUUUAUUGGCCCUUGCACUAUAUGUUUUGAGACACAGAACAUAUAUCUGUCUACUGAGAUGACUAAUCUAAUAUCUGAAUUGGGAUCUGUAUAGAAUAAACAAAUUAAUACUGUAUAUGGAAUGGACAAUGAAUGUAUUUUUAGCAUGAAUAUAUCUAGUCUAUCUAGUAUAUUUAGUCUAGGGUGUUUCUGUGAGAUUAAUCACAACUUCGUUAAACUGAUGUCCUUUUCUCUUAUCCUGUAAAUAAAUGAUGCCCAGAGCUGUUAUAGAUGUGAAUAUAUAUGUGCUUCAACAGAAAAUACUUUACAAGUGCUUAGACAAGCAGUGCUGCUAUAAACUGUAUGCUGAUAUGGAUACAGUAUAUAGUAAAACUGUCAGGCAAUCCUGCCCUUUAUCUCUACCUCAGAGAGAAGUUGUUUGGCUGAUGAAACAUGUCAUUUGCUUGUAGGAGAAUCUUGUGUAUAUGUGGUUGUUUUUUUUUUUAAUACUGUUAUGAAAUAAACAUAUUUUCAUUUGUUU
Sardina pilchardus (European sardine) is the source of this 1906-nucleotide messenger RNA. It is a transcript of the gene sbk3, whose product is annotated as SH3 domain binding kinase family, member 3. The record is from RefSeq and is a predicted model, not a curated record. Lineage: Eukaryota; Metazoa; Chordata; Actinopteri; Clupeiformes; Clupeidae. Bases 276 to 1364 code for a protein of 362 amino acids. Gene Ontology annotation, molecular function: ATP binding; protein serine/threonine kinase activity. Gene Ontology annotation, biological process: peptidyl-threonine phosphorylation; peptidyl-serine phosphorylation. The transcript is spliced from 4 exons.